CGAGAAAUGAGGGUGAGGCUAGUUAGGUAGAUCUAGUGUUAGAGACUGCAUUAAGAAAUUAGAGAAAUGAAGCUCACUAUAAGGAUUCAUUUCUUGCUGUAUGUCAUCCUAGCAAGUGCUAAAGGAGAGUUUAUUCGUCCUUUAAGACAUACUUUACCAAAUGGUCUUAUGUCACUGAGUGGGUCUGAUGCUAAUGGAGGCUGCCCUCAAGAGUGUGUGGAUAAUACAAAUAUUGUUAGCGUUUGUCAAUGUUUUGGUAAUACACCAACUAACUCAACUCUCAUUGGUGGGGUGUGUCCUACAAGUGUGGACACCACUGAGCCAACUUGGGCAAGAGAUUUCUUUACUAUUAGUAGAAAUGGGGGGACACAAUUAAUAAUUGGAUUUAACUGGAAUACUGGAUUCAUGCUCAGAGGAGUUGAACUGAAACUGUUUAACUGUCCAACACUGAAUACUGACAUUCAUACCAUCAAUGUGUGGGAGUCCAUCAACUACCCAAACUUCAAUCCCCUAGCUGCAACACUAGUAGGAAACUAUGUAACAAAUGGAGAUGAUCUGAACUGUAAUUCUGUGACAACACUUGUUAUUCCAACAGUUUCAAUGUUCAAUUUCAGAACCUAUUACAUUGAGUUUGAAUUUGAACAAGGAGACAGUAACACUGACAUCUUCAUAGCUGAGGCUAGAUUCAGUGACACAACUAUUACCAUCCCCAAUGAAGUCACCUCAUCUCCUCCAUCACCAGCUGUCACCUCAACCCCUCAACAACCCUCACCAUCCUCAACAAUUAUCUCAACAUUUGUUCCAAUGAUGUCAUCUAUGGACACUACCCUAUUAAGCUCACCUGUUGUGACUGUGACGACUGCCCCAAUUCAAAAAACAAGUUCAUCGUAUCGAUUAUCAACAAUGCAACUAACAGCGACACCCACACCUACAGUUACACCUAUAGGCUUCACUGACUUCUCAACUGACCCCCCACCUAGAUCAAGUGACCCCCAGCUGGGUGCAAUCGUUGGUCCACUAGUCGGAGUGAUUGUUGUACUCAUUUUCAUUAUAGUGAUUGUUUUACUAUGGAAACAGAAAAGAAAUGCAGAAAGGAACAGACCAGAAGGAAUCAUUCAAACGAACGAUCUUACUAAUCGGUCCUCUGCAAUCGACUCAGAAAACAUUGACCUGAAAACAAACCAGGCUUAUGGAAAUAUCGAGCAUGGAGAAACAGCUGUAACUGUUGCUAACCUGGUUGCUAACCCUUCCUACGAGAGUAUGCCCCCACCCAUUGCCCGACAGAGUGUAGAGUAUGACUACAUUCCUGACCUACUCCAUGGCAACACGCCGACUAGUAACAGUGGAGAUGGGACUGAGGACAGUAACGGUAGACCUACUUCUGUAGUGUAUGAGGAAAUACCUGCCUAGCUUCAGCACAUUGUACACAAACAAGUGUUUGCAAUGUUUACUUUUAUGAUAAUUCACAAAAGCAGUUUGUUUUUGUUUGAAGGGUACAACA
Molecule: messenger RNA, 1501 nt
Organism: Halichondria panicea
Lineage: Eukaryota; Metazoa; Porifera; Demospongiae; Suberitida; Halichondriidae
Exons: 2
Coding region: 67-1410 (447 amino acids)
Source: RefSeq, a predicted model, not a curated record